GUCGGGCCUGGUGCCUGGGGGUACUCAGUUGGUGCUUGUUGGCUGGUUGAAGGAGUGAGUGGGUAAAUGAAUUGGAAACUGAGGCAGGGACUCUGGCUCACCCCUCACUUAUGCACACAGGAUGCUCCCACUGGCUCACUUUCACACAUACCCCCACAUUCACACUCACACUCACACAUUCAUGUGCGUUCAUCCCUGAUUGCCCACCCCUCUUCACCCACACGCUCCCAUGAACUCACACACUGCCCAACCCAGGCUCCAGAUCUCAGGAAGCUUCCGCCUCCAGCCCCAAAGCUCUGUUCCCAUGGGAUUUCUGAGCUCAAUGCUUCUUGGUCACUAGGGAUGCCCUGCCCAGUCGUGCCACUCACCACAGUGGCUCUUCUGAGCUCCUCUCUUCUCUCUCCAUUUUAUAUCCCAAGGCCACUCUCUUUCCUCUGCUCCCUGUCUCUGAUUUUCUCUCUCACCCCCAUCCAGAGACACACAGACCCAAAUGUGCACAGGCGCCCGCUCACUGACUGUGUCUGGUUGUGGACCUUCCCUGGUCUUUGUCUGUGUAUCUCCUUGUUCCUCUCAUCUCUCCCGGUGUUUACAUCUUUUUCCCUGAGCCUCGCUCCCUCCAUCCCUUCCUCCACCCUCUCAUUUUUUUUCCUGACUCCGUCCCACACCCCCCUUCUCUCCUUCGAUUUUCCUGGUCCCUCAUCUCUCCUCCCUCCUAUUCCUCACCCUCAUGCUCUCUUUCUCACUUGCUUUCUCUCUCUUGCUUUUCCUCUUUCUCACCUCAGCUCCCUGGCAUUGGGUGCUGCCUAUACCCGACCUGGCCCCUUGCUCUAUGAGAAGCCUCUGUGCAGUGCUCAGGUCCUGGUUGCCCAGCUUGGAAGUUCCCGUGGCACCCGCUGAGAGGCCCUAGGGUCACAGCAUUUCCUCCCGGGGGUGACUUGGCAGUGAUACACUCUGUUUCCUCACUUCUGCAACUGCCAGCCGCGCAGAGACUGAGGCUGGGGCCAGGACCCAGGCAGAGACACACAGCCCCUGCAGCUGCAGCCACUGCCCCUACUACAGGCACUGCCAGGGCCAGGACCAGUUGAUCCUUCCAGCCCACAGCAAUGGAGCCACAAGACUCCUCCCACGUGGACUCUGAGUUCCGAUACACUCUCUUCCCGAUUGUUUAUAGCAUCAUCUUUGUGCUUGGGGUCAUUGCUAAUGGCUACGUGCUGUGGGUCUUUGCCCGCCUGUACCCUUCCAAGAAACUCAAUGAGAUAAAGAUCUUCAUGGUGAACCUCACCAUGGCGGACAUGCUCUUCUUGAUCACCCUGCCACUGUGGAUUGUCUACUACCAAAACCGGGGCAACUGGAUUCUCCCCAAAUUCCUGUGCAACCUGGCUGGCUGCUUCUUCUUCAUCAACACCUACUGCUCUGUGGCCUUCCUGGGCGUCAUCACUUAUAACCGUUUCCAGGCAGUGACUCAGCCCAUCAAGACUGCUCAGACCAACACGCGCAAGCGUGGUAUCUCUUUGUCCCUGGCUAUCUGGGUGGCCAUUGUGGGGGCUGCAUCCUACUUCCUCAUCAUGGACUCCACCAACACAGUGUCCAACAGUGCUGGCUCCGGCAAUAUCACCCGCUGCUUCGAGCAUUACGAGAAGGGCAGCAUGCCAGUCCUCAUCAUCCACAUCUUCAUCGUGUUCAGCUUCUUCCUGGUCUUCCUCAUCAUCUUCUUCUGCAACCUGGUCAUCAUUCGUACCUUGCUCAUGCAGCCGGUGCAGCAGCAGCGCAAUGCUGAAGUCAAGCGCCGGGCGCUGUGGAUGGUGUGCACGGUCUUGGCGGUGUUUAUCAUCUGCUUUGUGCCCCACCACGUGGUGCAGCUGCCCUGGACCCUGGCUGAACUGGGAUUCCAGAACAGCAACUUCCACCAGGCCAUUAACGACGCACAUCAGGUCACCCUCUGCCUCCUUAGCACCAACUGUGUCUUAGACCCUGUAAUCUACUGUUUCCUCACCAAGAAGUUCCGUAAGCAUCUCUCCGAAAAGUUCUACAGCAUGCGAAGCAGCCGGAAAUGCUCCCGGGCCACCACAGAUACAGUCACUGAAGUGGUUGUGCCACUCAACCAGGUCCCUGGCACUCCCCUCAAAAAUUAGUCCCUGCUUGUUGGGACCAGGCCUGAAGUCUUCUCCCCUUGGACAUCAUGAACUGAGCUGGGGAAGAAGGGAUAUCUGCUGUGGUCUGGGUACCACCUCCGUGGUACUGCCACCUAAUAGCACUGGUGGGCCAUUAGGUUUGGAGGCUAAUUCACCCGGGCAGGGAUGAUGGCAGAGCCAGACUGUCAGAAAAUCCAGAACUCAAAUGAGCCCCUUCAUCCGCCUGUGGGCGUGUACUGUAGUAACUGUGGUGGACUACCUCAUCCUGAGUCCCUUAAUCUUAUGGGGCUGGAAGGAAUGCCAGGGCCAGGUGCAGAGGUGCAGACACUGGGGGAAGACUUUGAGCCGCCUAGUUCUCCCCGACGGGGCAUCAGUCUAAAGCUUUGGGCAAGCACUCUCAAGUGAUAGAGGCAGAAAUGGGAGUUGGGAAAGGGACACUGCCCUCUCUGUGUGGCACUAUCUUGGGGCAGACUUAAGAGCUAGGAUGAUGCCAUUCUCUCUCUACCCUCAGGCACAAGGUCUUUGUGACCUUUCUCAGGGGAAGUGCCUUGAUGGAACCUUCUCUGACUCCCCUGGCAACCUGUCCCGAAUGGUGACCAGAGAAAAUAAAACAUGAACAGACCAAAAGCUAGGAAAGGAGCUUGCUUCCCAAGGCAGACGUGUCUCUCCACAAAGGCCUCGCCUCUGGCCUGGUCAGCUCUGGGGGAGUGGGAGAGAGAUGCCCACCUCCUCCAUCCUUCCGUCUCAACAACAGUCACUAAUUAAGUAUCUUCUGUGGGGCAGCCACCUACUGAGGAUGGGCAAAGGCCCCUUGAGAGCAAAAUUGAAGCUGGAUGCAGUGGUUCAUGUCGGUAAUCCUAGCACUUUGGGAGGCCGAGGCAGGCAGAUCACCUGAGGUCAGGAGUUUGAGACCAGCCUGGCCAACAUGGUGAAACCCCAUCUCUACUAAGAAUACAAAAAUUAAGGCCAUGUGCUGUGGCUCGUGCCUAUAAUCCCAACACUUGGGAGGCUGAGGUGGGUGGAUCAUUUGAGGUCAGGAGUUUGAGACCAGCCUGACCAAUAUGGUGAAACCCUGUCUCUACUAAAAAUACAUAAAAAUUAACUGGGCAUGGUGUUGCAUGCCUGCCUGUAGUUCCAGCUACUUGGGCAGCUGAGGCAGGAGAAUCGCUUGAACCCAGGAGACGGAGGUUGCAGUGAGCUGAGAUCUCACCAUUGCACUCCAGCUAGGAUGACAGAGUGAGACUAUGUCUCAAAAAAAAAAGAAACAAAAUUGGGGCUGUCCAGGCCAGGACAUCUCGAUGUCCAGGGGCUUCCAUGCGAACAGGCUUGUGGGCUGGGAAGUGUGUGAGGCCCCUGGGUGGAAGAUUGUGUCAGUUCCUCUCCCCUUCCUUGCCCUCUGGGAGGCUCCUCUUAACACAGCUUCCAGGAGGUGGGAGGAGCAGUUACUGUCAGCAGAUGUCAGCCAGGUGUCAGUUUCUCUUGAGGAUCUCUAGAUGUCUGCUUGUGAUUUUUGGCAAGUAUAUGCAAAUGAGCCGCCUCUCCUGCCGAGACAAGUACCUGCAGUGUCAAUCUGGCAGCCUCAGACCCAAGGGGCUCAGAGGAAAUGUCUCUGGUUUGCAGAGCGCUGUGCUCUUUCAGAGGUCUUCCUUCCUCCCAGUCGGUGUCCCUGUGAAGCUGGGAUACUCGCAUCCUGUGCACCUGGCAAAUGCCAAUUGUGGAUUUUGAGAAAUGUCUCCCCGUGGGCCAGUAAACUGCUGAAGUCUGGGAUGGUAGCUGUGGGCUGGACUUGGCUGAUAACGUGACUGGGUGCCUAGUGCAGCACACUUGAGCUUCAGUGUCACAGAGGCCUGGCUCAAGUCUUGGUUGUGUCAUUUCCUGCUGAGAGACCAGGCGCUGAAUUUCCUACCUCUUGGGGUCAUUGUCUAUGAGGUUAAAGCUACCUCAUGGGAUUGUUAUGAGUGGCCAAUGUUGAGGUAGACACCUCUUGAUCAGGGCGACUGCUCAUCCUAGACCCUCCCCCUUUCCUGAGAAUUUCCGCCCCCUGAUGCUCUGAUGGGAGCAGAAAAGAUGCAAGGUGGGCAUCUAGAGCAGGAAUGCUGUUCAGGCUUUGCAGGUCUUUUACCUGAAAACAUAGAAACUCUGGAGCUGUGACUGUGUCUGUGUGUGUUGGGGGGAUGGCCACCUGCAUGAGUGUAGUGGAGAAAAUGGCUCUGCUCAGAGAAAAGAUACGCAUAGCAAGGCAGAGACCAGGGGAAUCACAGGUGCCUGGAGAGCAACGGGGUGCCUACCGUCUCCAGGGACCUGCUGGCCUCCUUCCACCCUCCAGGGACCCAGCACUCUUUCCGUUGGGCCCUGUGAGAGUCCCUUGUCAGGAUAUAUUCUCUUACUUUGCUGAAGCUGAUUUGAUUGAGUGUCUAUGACUCACAGCCAAAAGAACUCUGAACAAGAACAAUGCUUCUGUGCUCACUCCAGUGUCUCCUGAAUUUCAGUCAUUUGUGUACCCGCCUUGAAAUUUUUGCAAUAUCCAUGUACCAACUAUAUGUUUACUUAAUAAAUUUUUCUUUAAGUCA
Messenger RNA from Callithrix jacchus (white-tufted-ear marmoset), 4702 nucleotides. It is a transcript of the gene PTAFR, whose product is annotated as platelet activating factor receptor. Gene Ontology annotation, biological process: G protein-coupled receptor signaling pathway; chemotaxis. The record is from RefSeq and is a predicted model, not a curated record. Gene Ontology annotation, molecular function: G protein-coupled purinergic nucleotide receptor activity; platelet activating factor receptor activity. Gene Ontology annotation, cellular component: membrane. Lineage: Eukaryota; Metazoa; Chordata; Mammalia; Primates; Cebidae.